Molecule: messenger RNA, 911 nt
Organism: Seminavis robusta
Lineage: Eukaryota; Bacillariophyta; Bacillariophyceae; Naviculales; Naviculaceae
Source: the annotation of a GenBank genome assembly
ACCUGCUUCAAAUCAACUUCAAUCCUCAUCAUUUCUGACUACAGUCGUACUGCUUGUUGGCUUCAAUCAUAACAACGAUGGCCCCAAAGAUCUUCUCUUAUACGCUGUUGGUGUUGGCAUACCAAUUGGAUCUGGUUUCGGCGUUCGUCAGGCCAGGAUGUAUUAAUACCAAGAUUUGCCAACCACCACGCCAAGUGUCAUCUUUGUCACUUGGCCUGGUCCCUGCCAAUGAACUGCUACAAUCCACUUCAGCAACGACAAUUUUAUCUUCUCCAACCUCAAGCUCCAUUGUGCUGGCAGAGGAGUCUUGGCGCCAAUAUGUUCCAUUGGCAGUGUCGCUGUUGGUAAUAGUUGACAUUUUAUUGGGAUCUCCGGUUGCCAAUUCUGUGUUGGGUGUGAUGCGAGCUCCUCCUGAAGAUGAUGCUGCAGACGAAAAAGCUCCCAUCGCUGUCAAAACCAAGGGAGAAAGGAUUGAUUCUUCUGAAGUUGCCAAUGAGGCUCUGGAGAAAGCAAGGAAUGCUUUAGAAUGGCAAGAAUACAAAGAAACUACCAAGACGGAUACAGAUCGCAUGGAAGAAAUGAGACGAAAAAUGGACAAUCAGCUGCGAGCCAUGGACGAAAAAAACGAAGAUUAAACACUAAAAUGACCAAUCAAUCCCUUGUUCGAUCUGAUCCAUUUCUUCCCUUGAAAUUUCAAUCCUCGGAUCUUCUCUGUCAUGUCAACUACCGGUAUACUGUCAAUCCUCCUCGAUUGUACGGCAAGGGGCAAGGGCGGGGGUACAUGUAAACGAAUGAUUCAACGUUGAAGUAGGUGCUUAACUUUGCCAAAACUCUAGCUAGAAUCCAGCCAAACCGCGAAAUUUGGGAGCUUCAUUGAACCAACUUUGCAUCGUACCGGUAGCAGCAACCUA